Tilletiaria anomala UBC 951 is the source of this 3075-nucleotide messenger RNA. Its product is annotated as potassium/sodium eff. The coding region runs from base 1 to 3075 and encodes 1024 amino acids. The record is from RefSeq and is a predicted model, not a curated record. Gene Ontology annotation, cellular component: plasma membrane. The transcript is spliced from 3 exons. Lineage: Eukaryota; Fungi; Basidiomycota; Exobasidiomycetes; Georgefischeriales; Tilletiariaceae. Gene Ontology annotation, molecular function: P-type calcium transporter activity; ATP hydrolysis activity; ATP binding. Gene Ontology annotation, biological process: calcium ion transmembrane transport; intracellular calcium ion homeostasis.
AUGCUCGCUUCGCACGGACUCAGCAGCUCGGACGCCGCUGCGCGCCUGGCCGAGUGCGGGCCAAACCAAGUCGACGCGGGCGAGCGCGUCUCGGCGUGGUCGAUCCUGCUGCGGCAGGUGGCCAAUGCGCUGACGCUCGUCCUCGUCGGCGCAAUGGCGCUCUCGUUUGGCGUGCGCGACUACGUCGAGGGCGUCGUCGUCACCGCUGUCAUCUUGCUCAACGUCACCCUCGGCUUUGCGCAGGAGUGGAAGGCGGAACGCACCAUGGCCAACCUGCGGACGCUCAGCAGCCCCACGGUGCGAGUCGUGCGCGACGGCGAAGAGCGGACGGUUAAAUCAGUCGAACUCGUCCCCGGCGACCUGGUCCUUUUUGCGGCUGGCGACCUGCUCCAAGCGGACGUGCGUAUCGUCUCGACGAGCAACGUCGAAGUCGAUGAGGCUAGCUUGACGGGCGAGUCCCUCCCCGUCGUCAAGAUCGUUGAUGCAAUUCAAGACGACAAGGCCCAGCUCGGUCCCGGGGACCAGUUCAAUCUCGGCUUUGCAUCCACCACCGUCACAAAGGGAAGAGGCAAGGGCAUCGUCGUCGCGACCGGCAUGAACACGCAGCUCGGCCGCAUCGCCGCGGCGAUGCAGGCGCGCAGCAGUAAGCCGGCCUCUUCGUCUGACCCAGCGGCCACCGGGCCCGUCACGCGCGCAUGGCGGCUCCUUUGCACCAAGGCCUCCGCAGCGUGGGAGCCCACGGCCAAGUUCCUCGGCCUGCGUGAUGGCACACCACUGCAGAUCCGCCUGAACAAGUUUGCGUACAUCUUGCUUACCAUCGCCGUCGUCUGCGCCAUCGUCGUCUUUGCCGUCGCCGAGUUCGACAUUGAUGACCAGGUGAUACUGUACGCCAUCGCGCUCGGCAUCGGCGUCAUUCCAGAGAGUCUCGUUGCCGUCUUGACGAUCACUUUCAGCGUCGGUGCGAAGCGCAUGGCUGAGUCGAACGUCAUCGUCCGCAAGCUCUCGGCGCUCGAGUCGCUCGGUGGCAUCGACACGGUGUGCUCGGACAAGACGGGAACCCUGACGACAGGCAAGAUGGUCACUUCCCAAAUUGGCUUUGUUCUUCCGCCUGCUAAUAUGAAAGAUACUACCGCGAGCCAGGUCAACGCAGCUGAAAACCAGGGCGUCACGGUGCUCAAAUAUGGCAUUGAGCGUGCUGCGCAUGCUUUCAUGCCUGUUGGACGACUCCACAUGCCUGCACACGUCCAUGCUCUCACGCUCGCAGCCGCGCUCUGCAACGUCGCGGAGAUCAAGGCCGUUCCCGACAGCCUGGGCCGCGAGGGUACAUGGUCCGCAACGGGCGAUCCAACGGAGAUCGCGCUUCAGGUGUUCAGCAUGAAGCUCGGCAUGAGCAAGGCCUCCUUGCUGGCCGCUCCAGCUUCCGAGGCCGAGACCGAGAAGGAGGAAGAGGCGCCGGGCUUCGUCUUCGCACAAGAGUUCCCAUUCGAUUCGACCAUCAAGCGCGCCACCUUCAUGUAUCACGUCACCUCCAACCCCGAGGGCGGCUACGCGCUCUUCACCAAGGGCGCCGUCGAGCGCGUCAUCGAGAGGUGCUCGCACACCCUGACGAAUGGCUCGGCGCAAGAGAUGAAGCUGACCGAAGGACACAAGGAGGCCAUCAUGCAGCUCAUGGAGCGCAUGGCAUCGCAAGGCCUGCGUGUGCUCGCAUUCGCUCACCGGCACGUUUCUCGCUCUGUCGGAUUUGACAAGGCGCUGAUGGCGAGCAGCGGGAGCGGCGGCGGCGUAAAGCGCGAAGAUGCCGAGACGGACCUGACAUUCAUCGGUCUCGCCGGCAUCUACGACCCCCCACGUCCGGAGACACCCGGAGCGAUCGAGGCAUGCCACACCGCUGGCGUUACCGUACGCAUGCUCACGGGCGACCACAUCGCCACAGCGCGUGCGAUCGCGCGCGAGAUUGGCAUUCUCAAGGGCGACGAGAGCGCUUCGGCUGUCAUGCCGGCACAUCAGUUUGACUCAAUCUCUGACGCCGAGAUCGACAGGUUGCGCGAGCUCCCGCUUGUCCUCGCUCGCUGCUCGCCCGCGACCAAGGUCAAGAUGAUUGCCGCUGCCCAGAGGCGCGGGCAGCAUCUUGCCAUGACUGGCGACGGUAUUAAUGACUCUCCCGCGCUUAAGCGCGCACCGAUUGGCAUAGCCAUGGGCUCGGGCACGCAGAUCGCGCGCGACGUCGCUGAUCUCAUCCUUGUCGACGAUGGCUACGCGUCCAUCGUCAAGGGCAUCGCAGAAGGCAGGACGGUAUUCGACAACAUCCAGCGCUUCUGUAUCGCCCUGCUCGUCGCCAAUGUGGGAGAGGUCAUCUUGCUCCUCGUCGGCCUCGUCUUUCGAGACGCAAACAGAGACUCAAUCUUCCCGCUCUCGCCCGUCGCCAUCCUGUUUUGCAACAUGGUCACUGCCUCCCUGCCCGCCAUCGGCCUCGGAUUGGAGAAGGGUGACGCGGACAUCAUGCUGCGUCCACCGCACAAUGUCAAGGCGGGUGUCUUCAGCACGCAGGUCAUCUCCGACAUGCUUUUCUACGGCUUCACAAUGGGCUGGACGUGUCUCCUCGCCUUCAUCAUCAUGAUCUACCCCGUCGGCGAUGGCGUCCUCGCGGUCGAGUGCAAUGAGCGUCUCGCAGUGGGCUGCGAGGCCGUCUUCCAGGCUCGCGCUGCAGUCUUCACCGCGCUCAUCCUCCAAAACCUCUUCGUCGCCUGGGAGCUUCUUAGCAUGGACCAGUCCCUCUUCACCAUCUCGCCUCACCGCCGUCUCGCGCGCAACCCGAUGCUUUUCUGGUCCGUCAUCUUUGGCAUUUGCACCAUCCCCAUCUGCCUGUACGUGCCCACGUUCAACACGUCCGUCUUCAGGCACUCGCCUCUCUCGGGCGUCGGAUGGGCGGUCGCGCUCGGCAUGACCAUCACCUUCAUCCUUAGCAUUGAGCUCUGGAAGGCGCUCGCGCGCAGAGGCUAUUGGCCUUGGCUCACACGCUACACCGGCGGCACUGUUGGCCGCGCUUCCAAGCCCAAGCAUGGAGACGUGGCUUGA